AUGCGGCCCGUCCGACGUCUUGCGGCUCGACUGCCGUCAAGCGUCUCAGCUCCACGGCCGGCCAUUGGUACACUUACCUUUGGACGACCUGUUGCAUCAGGCUCGGCGGCUGCGGCUGCGGAACGUCCAGAGCCCCAGCCAGCUCACACAGUUCCUCCGCCUCCAAGCGUCAUGUCACGCCGGGAACGCAUCCGCGAUGCUAAGCCGUUCUCAGACUUCUUGACGGAUACGUUCCACCGGCAGCAUGACUAUCUGCGCAUCUCCGUCACGGAAAGGUGCAAUCUGCGCUGUCUGUACUGCAUGCCGGAAGAGGGUGUUCCGCUGUCCCCUAACAAGGACCUCCUCACCAGCCCUGAGAUCGUUCUCCUGUCAUCCAUCUUCGUAUCGCAGGGUGUGUCCAAAAUCCGCCUCACUGGAGGGGAGCCCACGGUGAGGCGAGAUAUCUUGCCUCUCAUGCACCAGCUUGGCGCGCUUCGCCCAUAUGGGCUACGGGAACUGUGCAUAACCACCAACGGCAUCUCAUUACAUCGAAAGCUGGAUGCCAUGAUCGAGUCUGGGCUUACUGGUGUAAAUCUGAGCCUCGACACCCUGGACCCUUGGCAGUUUCAAAUCAUGACGAGGAGAAAGGGGUUUGAUGCUGUCCAGAAGAGCAUCGAUCGCAUCCUGGAACUCAACUCGCUGGGCGCCGGAGUCAAGUUAAAGAUCAACUGCGUUGUUAUGAGAGGUCUCAACGAUCGAGAGAUCCUGCCAUUUGUCGAGUUGACCCGGGAGAAGGAUCUCGAGGUGCGCUUCAUCGAGUACAUGCCCUUUGACGGCAACAAAUGGAACAAGGGGAAAAUGUUCUCGUACGACGAGAUGCUGGACGUGAUCCGGGCCCAGUAUCCCGACUUGCACAAAGUCCAGGACGAGAAGAACGAUACAAGCAAGACUUGGAAGGUGCCUGGCUUUGCAGGCCGCCUCGGUUUCAUCACGAGCAUGACGCACAACUUCUGCGGCACCUGCAACCGACUUCGUAUCACGAGCGAUGGAAACCUCAAGGUGUGCCUCUUCGGAAACGCCGAGGUAUCGCUGCGGGACAUCCUUAGGAAGUCCAACAGCGGGGAACCCAUUGAUGAAGAAGCGUUCGAGGCCAUGAAGCAGAUCGAGAUGAACCGCCGGCAAGGCCUCGCCGGAACUGAGUCACCCCUGGGAGUGGCACCAAACGAAGCCGAGCUCCUCGACGUGAUCGGGAUGGCAGUCAAAAGGAAGAAAGCAAAGCACGCCGGCAUUGGCGAGCUGGAGCACAUGAAGAACCGGCCGAUGAUUCUGAUAGAUCCUGCUCCGCCCACACUCACCACCAUGUCGCCGAGAGCGCAGCAGCUCAUCGGCCGUGUCAUACUACCGCCUUUCGGCCUACCAUCAGCGGCCUCCUUUCGCCAUCCUGGACGACGACAGAUUCAGCAACUGCGGCAUCUGUCUUUCUCCCGCGCUGUGAGAAAUGCCAGGAAGGAGGAGGACGAAGACGAGAUCAAAGUCCGCCUCACGCACGUAUCCGAGUCAGGCUCAGCACACAUGGUCAACAUUGCCGAAAAGCAAGUGACGUCGCGCGUUGCCACGGCCGCCUGCGCCGUGCACUUCUCCGGCGACACGGCCAUCAAGCUCAUCCAGGACAACCAGAUGAAGAAGGGCGACGUGCUCGGCGUGGCCCGCAUCGCGGGCAUCAUGGCGGCCAAGCGGACGUCGGACCUGAUCCCGCUGUGCCACCCGAUCGCCAUCUCGCGCGUCAGCGUGGACCUGGACGUCGUCGCGGGGAGCCGGCAGAUCGAGAUCCGGGCGACGGUGACGUGCGACGGGAAGACGGGGGUCGAGAUGGAGGCGCUGACGGCGGCGUCAUCGGCGGCCUUGACGGUGUACGACAUGUGCAAGGCCGUGGACAAGGGGAUGAGGAUCGAGGGGCUGCGGGUUGUGCUCAAGGACGGGGGCAAGAGUGGGAGAUGGGAGAUGGAUUGA
Messenger RNA from Trichoderma citrinoviride, 1989 nucleotides. Its product is annotated as molybdenum cofactor biosynthesis prote. Gene Ontology annotation, molecular function: GTP 3',8'-cyclase activity; metal ion binding; cyclic pyranopterin monophosphate synthase activity. Gene Ontology annotation, biological process: Mo-molybdopterin cofactor biosynthetic process. NCBI's taxonomy places the organism in Eukaryota, Fungi, Ascomycota, Sordariomycetes, Hypocreales, Hypocreaceae. The transcript has 2 exons. The record is from RefSeq and is a predicted model, not a curated record. Bases 1 to 1989 code for a protein of 662 amino acids.